AUGAAGCCUGUUUUACCAUUAACAACUGCUAUGUUGAAAGUUCACAACUACAUGGAUAUGCUUGUUAAUGGUUAUUAUCAGUCAAGUUCGCCACAUGAUAAACGUGAACUUAAUCAAGCAUUGGCCAGAUUUCUCUUCUCCAAAGAUCCAGAAUCACGAUCUGCUGCCAAGAUGAAUUUAUUGCAAAACUUAAGAUUUGAAGAAGAUCUCAUACAAGUUAUUCCCGAUGAUUUUUGUAUCCUUCCCAAGCACAUGGUGAAAUUGUUGGCACUUCCUAAUAAUGUUGGGUAUGAUGAAGAGAACUACAAAGAAAUUUACGGGAUAUUCAAGAAUCCAAAAACUAUUAACAAGGAAAACGUUACAUCGCUUCUCAUUCAGCUGAGUGGUCUUAUGAAUUCAAGAGAACUUUGUCACAAAUCACACGAUGAUAACAUUUGGAUUUAUUUUACGGCUAACUUGGAUUUGGAUGCACCAAAUGAAUCCGUCGUUCGAAAGCUGACAAUCAACAUUUUAUAUAAAUGGGCAGUUGCAUCACAUCAUUUCGUUGCUACAUUGCAAGCAAUGCUUCGGUUCUUGAAUUUCUGA
Messenger RNA from Clunio marinus, 585 nucleotides. The record is from the annotation of a GenBank genome assembly. Lineage: Eukaryota; Metazoa; Arthropoda; Insecta; Diptera; Chironomidae.